AUGGCCUUCUUCCCAGAACGUAACCCCUUCAAGACAGCAUUCCUGGUGGUGUUGAGCUGGUUCAAGGUCUGGGGCGCCCGCAUCGCCCAGGCCGGAAGCACCCCGCGGCGCCAGCAGUGGCCCCGCCGAAACGACCCGGAGGCGCUGCCCGACAUCACGCUGCAGCCGGUCGACUUGGUGCGGACGAGGCCGCCGCCGCCGCCGCCUCCGCCCCUGCCACCGCUGCCGUUUGACGAGGCCGUCCUGAGCUGGAUGCGCCUGUGGCACCGGCGCAUGGCCCACAGCAGUCUCGAGGCCCUGCUCACCAUGGGCAAGGGCGCGCCCGUGUGGAUGGAGACGCCGCUCAACCUGCCCGAGCCCGACAGGUUGGCUCCGUAUAGGGAUAAUUUGGAUUGCGAGGUUUGUGUGGAGCUGUAUGGCACGUCUGGGGGGCCGAGGUCCAAGCCCAAAAAAUUCCGCCAAAGUCUACGCAAGUCUUUCCUUGCAAGGCGUUCAAUGCACAAGGCGCGGAAAAAGCCGGCGAUUGUACCGAGACGGGAAACGUUGGUAUAUGACAGAUACAACGGUGGCAUGUUUUGAUCGCCGUGUCGGGACGAGACGGAACGUCUGGUCUAUGUUCGAGUGACAGAUGAUUUUUAUCCUCGGAUAGUCAUACUCGAAUUCGUUCCGGGUCGUGUGAAGUUAGUAGCGUGCUGGAUACCAAGGGGAAACUUAGUAGAGUACUAUGGGAAACAGGCCAAAUGUACAGUAUCUAAAGAGGAAGGGCUUGUUGUAAGAUGUGUGCUGAAAUGAUUAGCCAAAUCAGGUGGGAUGUUAAUAGACCGG
Messenger RNA from Pyricularia oryzae 70-15, 825 nucleotides. RefSeq lists its product as uncharacterized. The record is from RefSeq and is a predicted model, not a curated record. The transcript is spliced from 2 exons. Bases 1 to 579 code for a protein of 192 amino acids. Lineage: Eukaryota; Fungi; Ascomycota; Sordariomycetes; Magnaporthales; Pyriculariaceae.